GAUGAUUGAGUCCAUUAAGCACUGAUUUGGGCGGAUUUAUUCCGUGUCAAUUUUUGGCAGAUUCCAAAUGGGUACCAUCACAGAUUUCCGUCGAUUUUUCGGAAAUGUCAUUUUCUUUCGAUUCUGGAGGCUACAGAUCACGGAAUCAGGCCGAGGCUAUUCUCCACCAAUAAUGAAGUCUAUUGAUCCUAUUCUCCAUGGAUGAUAAGUCCGUUAAGCAUCGAUUUGGGACAAUUUAUUUUCGAAUGGCAUUUUCGUAAUUUCUUGGGCGAUGAAAGGCCAUUUUCUUUGGAUAUUGAAGGCUACUGAUCACGGAUUCAGCCUGAUGCUAUUCUCCAACGAUGAUUGAGUCCAUUAAGCACCGAUUUGGGCGGAUUUAUUCCGGCUCAAUUUUUGGCGGAUUCCAAAGGGGUACCAUCAAAAAUUUUGGGCGAUUUAUCUGAAAUGCCAUUUUCUUUUGAUUCUGGAGGCUACAUAUCACGGAAUCAGGACGAGGCUAUUCUCCACCGAUAAUGAAGUCUAUUGAUACUAUUCUCCACGGAUGAUAAUUUCGUUAAGCAUCGAUUUGGGCCAAUUUAUUUUCGAAUGUCAUUUUCGUAAUUUCUUGGUCGAAGAAGGACCAUUUUCUUUGGAUAUUGAAGGCUAUAGAUCACGUAUUCGGCCUGAGGCUAUUCUCCAACGAUGAUUGAGUCCAUUAAGCACCAAUUUGGGCGGAUUUAUUCCGGGUCAAUUUUUGGCAGAUUCAAAAGGGGUACCAUCAUAGAAUUCGGGCGAUUUAUCCAAAAUGCCAUUGUCUUUCGAUUCUAGAGGCUACAGAUCACGGAAUCAGGCCGAGGCUAUUCUCCACCGAUAAUGAAGUCUAUUGAUCCUAUUCUCCACGGAUGAUAAGUCCGUUACGCAUUGAUUUGGGCAAAUUUAUUUUCGAAUGGCAUUUUCGUAAUUUCUUGUGCGACGUAAGGCCAUUUUCUUUUGUUAUUGAAUGCUACAGAUCACUGAUUCGGUCUGAGGCUAUUCUCCAACGAUGAUUGAGUCCAUUAAUCACCGAUUUGGGCGUAUUUAUUUCGGGUCAAUUUUUGGCAGAUUCCAAAGGGGUACCAUCACAAAUUUCGGGCGAUUUAUCUGAAAUGCCAAUUUCUUUCGAUUCUGGAGGCUAUACUUCACGGAAUCAGGCCGAGGCUAUAAUCCACUGAUAAUGAAGUCUAUUGAUCCUAUUCUCCAAGGAUAUAAGUCCGUUAAGCAUCGAUUUGGGCCAAUUUAUUUUCGAGUGGCAUUUUCGUAAUUUCUUGGGCGACUAAAGGCCAUUUUCUUUAAAUAUUGAAUGCUAUAGAUCACGGAUUCGGCCUGAGGAUAUUCUCCAACGAUGAUUGAGUCCAUUAAGCACCGAUUUGGCCGGAUUUAUUCCGGGUCUAUUUUUGGCAGAUUCCAAAGGGGUACCAUCACAGAUUUUGUGCGAUUUAUCCGAAAUGCCAUUUUAUUUCGAUUCUGGAGGCUACAGAUCACGGAAUCAGGCCGAGGCUAUUCUUCACCGAUAAUGAAGUCUAUUGAUACUAUUCACCACGGAUGAUAAGUCCGUUAAGCAUCGAUUUGGGCCAAUUUAUUUUCGAAUGGUAUUUCGUAAUUUCAUGGGCGAUGAAAGGCCAUUUUCUUUCGAUAUUGAAUGCUACAUAUCACGGAUUCGGCCUGAGGCUAUUAUCCAACGAUGAUUGAGUCCAUUAAGCACCGAUUUGGGCGGAUUUAUUCCGGGUCAAUUUUUGGCAGAUUCCAAAGGGGUAUCAUCACAGAUUUCGGACGAUUUAUCCGAAAUGCCAUUUUCUUUCGAUUCUGGAGGCUACAGAUCACGGAAUCAGGCCGAGGCUAUUCUCCACCGAUAAUGAAGUCUAUUGAUCCUAUUCUCCACGGAUGAUAAGCCCGUUAAGCAUCGGUUUGGGACAAUUUAUUUUCGAAUGGCAUUUUCGUAAUUUCUUGGGCGAUGAAAGGCCAUUUUCUUUGGAUAUUAAAGGCUACAGAUCCCGGAUUCGGCCUGAGGCUAUUCUCCAACGAUGAUUGAGUCCAUUAAGCACCGAUUUGGGAGGAUUUAUUCUGGAUCUAUUUUUGCAGAUUCCAAAGUGAUACCAUCACAAAUUUCAGGCGAUUUAUCCGAAAUGCCAUUUUCUUUCGAUUCUGGAGGCUACAGAUCACGGAAUCAGGCCGAGGUUAUUCUCCACCGAUAAUGAAGUUUAUUGAUCCUAUUCUCCACGGAUGAUAAGUCCGUUAAGCAUCGAUUUGGGCCAAUUUAUUUUCGAAUGGCAUUUUCGUAAUUUCUUGGGCAACGAAAGGCCAUUUUCUUUGGAUAUUGAUGGCUACAGAUCACGGAUACGGCCUGAGGCUAUUCUCCAACGAAGGUUGAGUCCAUUAAGCACUGAUUUGGGCAGAUUUAUUCCGGGUCUAUUUUUGGCAGAUUCCAAAGUGAUACCAUCACAAAUUUCAGGCGAUUUAUCCGAAAUGCUAUUUUCUUUCGUUUCUGGAGGCUACAGAUCACGGAAUCAGGACGAGCCUAUUCUCCACCAAUAAUGAAUUCUAUUGAUCCUAUUCUCUACGGAUGAUAAGUCCGUUAAGCAUCGGUUUGGUAUAAUUUAUUUUCGAAUGGCAUUUUCGUAAUUUCUUACGCGAUGAAAGGCCAUUUUCUUUGGAUAUUGAAAGCUACAGAUCCCGGAUUCGGCCUGAGGCUAUUCUCCAACGACGAUUGAGUCCAUUCAGCACCGAUUUGGGCGGAUUUAUUCCGAGUCAAUUUUUGGCAGAUUCCAAAGGGGUACCAUCACAGAUUUCGGACGAUUUAUCCGAAAUGCCAUUUUCUUUCGAUUCUGGAGGCUACAGAUCACGGAAUCAGGCUGAGGCUAUUCUCCACCGAUAAUGAAGUCUAUUGAUCCUAUUCUCCACGGAUGAUAAGUCCAUUAAGCACCGAUUUGGUCCAAUUGAUUUUCGGAUGGCAUUUUCGUAAUUUCUUGGACGACGAAAGGCCAUUUUCUUUUGAUAUUGAAGGCUACAGAUCACGGAUUCGGUCUGAGGCUAUUCUCCAACGAUGAUUGAGUCCAUUAAACACUGAUUUGGGCGGAUUUAUUCUGGGUCAAUUUUUGGCAGAUUCCAAAGGGGUACUAUCACUGAUUUUGUGCGAUUUAUCCGAAAUGCCAAUUUCUUUCAAUUCUGGAGGCUACAGAUCACAAAAUCAGGCCGAGGAUAUUCUUCACUGAUAAUGAAGUCUAUUGAUCCUAUUCUCCACGGAUGAUAAUUCCGUUAAGCAUCGAUUUGGGCCAAUUUAUUUUGGAAUGGCAUUUUCGUAAUUUCUUGGGCUAUGAAAGGCCAUUUUCUUUGGAUAUUGAAGGCUACAGAUCACAAAUUCGGCCAGAGGCUUCUUCAACGAUGAUUGAGUCCAUUAAGCAUCGAUUUGGGCGGAUUUAUUCCGGGUCAAUUUUUGGCAGAUUCCAAAGGGGUACCAUCAUAGAUUUCGAGUGAUUUUUUCGAAAUGCCAUUUUCUUUCGAUUCUGGAGGCUACAGAUUACAUAAUCAUGUCGACGCUAUUCUCCGCCGAUAAUGAAGUCUAUUUAUCUAUUCUCCACGGAUGAUAAGUCCGUUGAGCACAGAUUUAGGCCAAUUUAUUUUCGGAUGGAAUUUUCGUAAUUUUUUCCGGAUGAUUCGGCCUGUGGCUAUUCUCCAACGAUGAUUGAGUCCAUUAAGCACCGAUUUGGGCGGAUUUAUUCCGGGUCAAUUUUUGGCAGAUUCCAAAGGGGUACCAUCACAGAUUUCGGACGAUUUAUCCAAAAUGCCAUUUUCUUUCGAUUCUGGAGGCUACAGAUCACAGAAUCAGGACGAGGCUAUUCUCCACCGAUAAUGAAGUCUAUUGAUCCUA
Molecule: messenger RNA, 3883 nt
Organism: Linum trigynum
Lineage: Eukaryota; Viridiplantae; Streptophyta; Magnoliopsida; Malpighiales; Linaceae
Source: the annotation of a GenBank genome assembly